GGGCGGGGCGUAGCAUUGUCAACAUCCUGGUGACGUCACGCAUUUCUCCAAAAUGGCGGACGUGGAUCAGAGAGCAGGAAAGGAAGAGCCGGAGCCAGAGAGUGAGGAUGAGGUGUACGAGGUCGUGGACCUCACAGAAUAUGCUCGGACACACCAGUGGUGGAGCACUGUGUUUGGGAACAACUCCGGCCCCAUCGCAGAGAAGUAUUCUGUGGCCACGCAGAUAAUGAUGGGAGGUGGUGCUGGAUGGUGUGCAGGAUACCUGUUCCAGAAGGUGGGGAAGAUUGCUGCCACAGCUGUGGGGGGAGGGUUUCUCCUGCUCCAGAUAGCCAAUCACAGCGGCUAUGUGCAGGUGGACUGGAAGAAGGUGGAGAAGGAUGUGAACAAGGCUAAGAAACACCUGAAGAAGAAGGCCAAGAAGGCAGCGCCAGAAAUCAACUCUUUCAUCGAGGAGGUAAAGGCGACCGACUUCAUCAAGAGGAACAUCGUGGUGUCCAGUGGCUUCGUGGGCGGCUUCCUGCUAGGCCUGGCCUCCUAAACGGGACCCCCUUUGCUGAUGGAGGGGCCCGGGGCCCCUGUGGUAACCUACUGUGAAACCCCUUCGACACGUCGGUGGAUCUGGUUAACUCGUAGGCCCCCGUCACUACAGUUACAGCACGCUCGACGAGUUCAGCCACCAUGUUGUCUCUUUUCUCCAUUUUACCUCUUUUAAGUCGACAUGCUAUGGAAAAAAAAAAAUGCUAUUCACUAAGGUAUCAUUCAUGCGCGUUGCAAUUCGAACAGAAAAUGGGUUACGCACAGAGUUCACCUUUUUCUACCGUUGUCUCCUCAAGGGUGGUUGAGGAGGGUGAAAACAAGGGUUCAAAACUGCUCAAGACAUCUUUUUUCUUAUCAAUGACAUGUGCCAGAGUGCAGAUAUAUACCAAGCCGCCACAAAAGGACACUCAAAGCCCUGUUUGACUUUGACGUUUAUCCCUAUUCCCUGCCACCUAUUGUCCUGCUGGAUGAAAUAGUCUAAAGCUAAUCCCAUAUAGAAGUCCCUUGUACAUAAAUAACUCUUUCUCGCUCCGAGACCUGUAAAUAAUAUGAAUAUAUAAUAUGGUAGGGAUGGCUCAGAUUCAUAUUUGCCUAUUAUGAUAAGAUGGGUCACCUCAGAUUGUGAGCUUAACCACAAACUGAAGUGUUUUUAACAAUCUGAUGAUAAAUACUGUGACGUGCGCAAAAUGGUUGAGUUAAGUGGAAGUUGGGUUCCCUAUGGGUUAUUAUACAAUACACAUCACCAGACCAAGAAGCCGGUACAUAUUAAGUGCCCUAUGUGAGGCAUUCAUGUGUGUGUGAUGUAUUUUUUUAUUUUCUCACUUAACUUUGCAAUGCAAAGAGCAUGAAACUCCAUCUUUCACGUAUAAACCUUUGUCAUCGAUGCCUAGCUGUCCUGGACGUGGACUUGGUUUGCGAAAAAGAAAACCACACCACGCCUGUGAUUCCUGUAGCUUUGCUCUUUGUCAUCUUAGAGUAUUAAUGAGUGUCAGUGCAAUAACACUAGUACAACGACGUUGCCAACUUUUGUGUUUUUUCUCAGUUACGAUCAGCCUCUAGUCAGGGCACGCACAGUUUAAACCAGUUAAGUUGCUAUCGAUUCACUGUCUUUGAGUUGCGUUUGCAUUGCCUUUAACUUUAAAGUGUAAAAUACCGUGAGUGGUUUAACAGAUGCCUGCUGCUUGUUCUAAGUUUCCGUGAACACGUUUUACGGUCCCUUUGGGUUUUAUUUUGGAUGACACGUUGCUGUUUGGAUGUACAUAUUGUUGGUUUUUGUUCUGAAAUAAAGUUGUUUUCACCAAUAUAA
Gadus macrocephalus (Pacific cod) is the source of this 1843-nucleotide messenger RNA. Its product is annotated as FUN14 domain-containing protein 1-like. Gene Ontology annotation, cellular component: mitochondrial outer membrane. The record is from RefSeq and is a predicted model, not a curated record. The transcript is spliced from 5 exons. The coding region runs from base 53 to 538 and encodes 161 amino acids. Gene Ontology annotation, biological process: autophagy of mitochondrion. NCBI's taxonomy places the organism in Eukaryota, Metazoa, Chordata, Actinopteri, Gadiformes, Gadidae.